This is a messenger RNA of Acanthosepion pharaonis, 861 nucleotides long. The record is from the annotation of a GenBank genome assembly. NCBI's taxonomy places the organism in Eukaryota, Metazoa, Mollusca, Cephalopoda, Sepiida, Sepiidae.
AUGUCUUUUAUCUAUCUAUAUAAACAUUUUUUUAAUCUAUCUAUCUAUCUAUCUAUCUAUCUAUCUAUCUAUCUAUAUGUCUUUUUAUUCAUAUCUAUCUAUCUAACAUUUUUUAAUUCCAAUCUAUCUAUCUAUCUAUCUAUAAUUAUGUCUUUUUUCAUUCAUCUAUCUAUCUAUCUAAAUCAUCUAUUUUUAAUUCAUAUCUAUCUAUCUAUCUAUCUAUCUAUCUAUCUAUCUAUUUUAUGUCUUUUUAUUCAUAUCUAUCUAUCUAAAUUUUUUUUGGUCUUCUAUCUAUCUAUCUAUCUAUCUAUCUUUGUAAGUAUGUCUUUUAUUCAUAUCUAUCUAUCUAAACAUUUUUUAAUUCCUAUCUAUCUAUCUAUCUAUCUAUCUAUCUAUCUAUCUAUCUUUUUAUUCAUAUCUAUCUAUCUAAACAUUUUAUAUCUAUCUAUCUAUCUAUCUAUCUAUAUAUCUUUUUUUUCAUAUCUUUUUAAUUCCUAUCUAUCUAUCUAUCUAUCUUUUAUGUCUUUUUAUCUAUCUAUCUAUCUAAACAUUUUUAAUUCCUAUCUAUCUAUCUAUCUAUCUAUCUAUCUUUUUAGUAUUAUGUCUUUUAUUCAUAUCUAUCUAUCUAAACAUUUUUUUUCCUAUCUAUCUAUCUAUCUAUCUAUCUAUCUAUCCUAUCUUUUUUUAUUCAUAUCUAUCUAUCAUUUUUUAAUUCCUAUCUAUUUUUAUUCAGUAUCUAUCUAUCUAUCUAACAUUUUUUUUUAUCUGUCUUUAUCUAUCUAUCUAUCUAUCUAUCUAUUUUUCUAUCUAUCUAUCUAUCUAUUUAUAUUUUAUAUAUCUAUCUAUCUAAACAUUUUUUAA